Messenger RNA from Drosophila sulfurigaster albostrigata, 4799 nucleotides. RefSeq names its product SRSF protein kinase 3 (gene Srpk79D). Gene Ontology annotation, molecular function: protein kinase activity; ATP binding. The transcript is spliced from 8 exons. Gene Ontology annotation, biological process: protein phosphorylation; regulation of mRNA processing; spliceosomal complex assembly. Lineage: Eukaryota; Metazoa; Arthropoda; Insecta; Diptera; Drosophilidae. The record is from RefSeq and is a predicted model, not a curated record. Bases 963 to 4265 code for a protein of 1100 amino acids.
AGAAACCGAUAGGCAGUCGGAGAGUUCGUGCGCGACGCACUGCAAAGUUGUAACUGCGAAAAAUCCAAAGUGCUAUUAACAUUUUGUUUAAUUUUCACAUUCUUCCUGUGGUGCUCAAUUAAAAUCAAAGAUUACCGAAAAUUAACAUAAACGUGGCAAUUUGUAAUUGGACGCAAGGAAGUUAAAUACAUUUCAAAUUGCAACGGGCGAAAGAAGCGAACGCAAAAGCAAAAAAAGCAAAAAGGAAAAGAAAAAAAACCAAACCCAAGCGAAUUGUAGUUGAUGAAAAAUUAUAGGCGUUCGUGUUCGUAUUGGUGUUGGUCGUCGUGUAUGUGUGCGCGUGUGUGUGCUAGUGUGUAUGGUGUACGGCAUUUGUGCAUGUGUGUUGAUUUUUCAUGCGCAAUUUGGGUUACAACAAAGCAAAGUGAAAAGCGAAAAAUGGAAAAACGGCUGCUUAAAAUGCAUUAAAAUGUUGUUAUAGCCAGUACAAAAAGAAGAAGAGAGAGAGAGAAAGAGUGGGAGCGAGAAAGAGAGAGAGAGGGGCUUCAUUGAUUUUCCCUACGCACAAAAGUAUGCUACAUAAAACUAAGUACUCGAUUUAUCGUUGCGAUGAUGUCUCCAAUUGGCAAUGAGCUCGCUUGCUGGCUUCUAGACCGCAGCUCAAUCGCGUAAUCCGCCCAAACAACACCCCGGUAUCAGUAUCAGCAAGGAUGUGGACGACAACGACGACAACGACGAGGACAACAAAGACACCAUGUAGCUAGGCGGCGAGACAAAGCGCAAUUAUUUCCCCCCAAUAGCAAGAGCAAAUAAGCACAACCAAGAGCGGUAAACAAAGAACGAAAGUCUUAAUAACAUUCGCAAAGCGCAUCGCGAACUUUUGCUGUCUAUUGCUUUCGCAAUCGCAGUCGCAGUUUUGCGGGCAACUUGCCAAGCUGGCUCCAGUGUUGCCCAGCAGCGGCAUGGCCGGUCUGGUGAGUGCUGCCAAUGGCGCCGGCGGUGGCGGCAGCAAUGGCAGCACUGGCAGCGGCUACAAGCAUCAUCUCAUCUCGCCCACACACACGCCGCUGUUGCACAAUCACAAUCACAACACGCACUCACACACACACACACUGCCGGCCGGCAUAUGCAGCAGUGACAGCGGCAUCUCAACGCUGAGCGCCAUCUCGCCGCCCCUCUCGUCGGGCAAUUCAGUGUGCAGCGGCACCACAGCAUCCUCAACCACAGCCGGCGGUAGUCCCCAGCUGCGCACCUCGCCCGCCCUCAGCAUGCUGGGCAGUGCAACGGCCACGGCCAGCGGCAAAACUCAGACGCCAUCACAGACACUGAGUCCAGCGGGCAGCGGGGGUUCGCCGAAUUUCCUGAGCACCAUGAAACUGUUGGGACCGGCGGCCAGCAUUGAUUUGGGCAGCUCGCCGCUGUCGCAUCGCAACUACAGCAAUUCGCUGAAGGGAUUCAGCUUUCGUCGCAGCUUCGAUGACAAGAUCAUAACGCCGCCCUUUCUCUCCCAUGCCCAUGGACAUGGUAGCUAUGGCAGCGGGGGAGGCGGCGGCGGCGGCGGCAGCGGAGGAGUUGCUGGUAAUGCUGGCACAGCAACUCCGGGUCCCAUUCCCUAUCCCCACUUCCAUCCAACACCACAUCAUCAUGUCAAUGUGAAUGUGGCAUCGCCGGCCGUUGCCUCUGCGCAUCAUCUGCACUUGCAUCAUCAUGGCCCGGCUGCAGUGCAUCAGCCAUUGUCGCUGGGCACAUUGACGUCCUCGCAGUCGACCACAAAGCUCUCGUAUCGCGACGAUUUUCUGCAGCAGAUUGGCUAUCUGCCAACCACGCGCAUCUACAGCACUCCGACGAGCAUCGUGGACGAGGACAAGGCCCAGCAGGACUUCCUCUCGCUGUCUCUCUCUCCGCCGCUCAAUCGACGACGCGAUAUGCCCGCUCUGCGAGGACCCUUUGUCAGCCUCUCAGAGCCACGCGGCACAUUGAGCACCACGGAUGAGAUCUAUCCGGAUUCGCCGGACAGCAGCCUCUAUGGUUCGGAUGAGGAGCAGGAGGAUGCCUCGCAGUAUUGCCGUGGUGGCUAUCAUCCCGUGGUCAUUGGCGACAUCUUCGACAAUCGGUUUCGUGUUGUGCGCAAACUCGGCUGGGGACACUUCUCCACCGUGUGGCUCUGUCGAGAUCUCAAGGAUGAGAAAUAUGUGGCGCUGAAGGUGGUGAAGAGCGCUCCGCAUUAUAUUGAGACUGCAGCGGAUGAGAUUCGCCUACUGGAAGCGAUUCGCGAUGCGGAUUCCCUCGACGUAAAGCGCGAGCGCAUUGUCCGACUGAUGAAUCACUUUACGGUGCGUGGCGUGAAUGGUGUUCACACCUGCCUCGUGUUCGAGGCAUUGGGUUGCAGUCUGUACAAGCUGAUUGUGAAGAACAACUACCAAGGACUGGCGAUCACCCAGGUGCGCAACAUCAUCAAGCAGGUGCUCGAAGGACUCGACUAUCUGCACAGCAAGUGCAGCAUCAUCCACACGGACAUCAAGCCCGAAAACAUAUUGCUGGUGAUCGAUAAUGCGGCGGCCAUGAAUCAGCAGAUCGACGACGAGAUCAACAGUCUGCGCGUCAAGGGUGCCGAUUUUCCCGAUUCGUAUAUAAGUUCGAUAGAGAAGCAGACAAAGACGCGGGCCAAGUGGCCACUGAUCGAACCGAAUGGCUCAACGAACACGAGCAACAGCACAGCGAACAACUCGACAUCAUCGACGCCACUGGCCGCCAUAGUAAUGUCCUCGCUGGACAAGGACGACACGACCACCUCGUCCACGCUCAACUCCAACACCACCUCCUCGCUGGCCUCCAAGUACUCUAGCUUGAUUGGCGACAACGAGUGCAAUGGCAUCAGUCUGCUCAGCGUGGGCGGAGUCGAGAGUCCCAUUACCGGAGGAGGUAAUACGAAUUUAGGCAAUCGUUAUCGCGCCGAGAAGAAAAUCACUGCCAAGUCUUCUAUUGACCGCGACCUUGACGAGGACACUGACAACGACACCCUGGGUGAUAAUAGCACCAUUGCCAGCGACACGCCUACCGAGCAAGACGUUAAUAUCAUUACGAAUAACGUUUGCCCAAAUCCCGAUAAGCAGCUGCCCCCGAAUGCCAACGUGAGCAACUCGAAUGCCGGCAGCAACUUUAACUGCUCCACCAACAACUACUCGAAUGCGAACUCAAAUACUCAAAGCACGUGCACGCCACUACAGCAACAACAGCAACAUCAUCAACAACAACAACAACAACAGCAACCACAUAACAACAGCAACACGAUCCACGAUAGCAACAACAGCCCCACCUCCAAUACCAACACCAACACCAACACCAAUACCAAUGCCACGCUUACCACAUCCACAAUUGCCACUGCAACCACAUCCCAAACUGACCCCGCCUCUGUGUGUGCCACACCUGCCACUGUUACUGCCACUGCCACUGCACCAUCUUCAGCUCCCAGCAGCACCACAAGCACGUGCACGUACUCGUUUACGCAUAUCGUGCCACCAUCAACUGCAACUGCAACCACAGCAACUGCAACUGCAACUGCAACAAGCACUGACAACAUUGGCAGGACAACAGCCACAGCCACAGGCACAUCGACAACCACAACAACAACAAUAACUACAACUGCUACAGCUAAACUUAAUGUCAAUGCCAAUGCCAUUCCUUCGCAGAACCAGAGCCAGAGUCAGGGGCAAUCCUAUACGCACACAAUACAAUCGCUGAUCAACAACAGCAACGUGAGGGUGAAGAUCGCCGAUCUGGGCAAUGCCUGCUACGAUUACCAUCACUUCACGGAGGACAUUCAGACACGACAGUAUCGCUCCAUCGAAGUGCUGCUGGGCGCGCCCUACAACUAUACCGCCGAUAUCUGGAGCACUGCGUGCUUGGCCUUCGAGCUGGCUACGGGAGAUUAUCUAUUCGAUCCACAUGCAGGCGAGUCAUAUAGCCGAGAUGAGGAUCAUCUGGCGCACAUUGUGGAGCUGCUUGGAUCAAUACCGCAGUCGGUGAUACUGCGUGGCAAGCAUGGACUCAAGUACUUCACGAGCUAUGGCAGCCUAAGAAAUAUCACAAAGCUGAAGCCCUGGAGUCUGUUGAAUGUGCUUGUGGAGAAGUACGACUGGGAUCCGGUGGAGGCGAAGAAGUUCUCGGACUUUUUGCUACCCAUGCUCGAGUAUAAUCCGGUCAUAAGGGCGUCGGCAGCGGAGUGUCUGCAACAUCCUUGGUUGGAGCAGGAGGAGUUCGUCUAGUACACUCAAGCAUUAAUAUAACCGUACUCAUAUUUGUAGGCUUUUAUAUUCGAAAAGAGAUGAUUGUCAUAGAGGAACUAAUAUUACGAUACGAAAUAUUAUGCUAAAUUAGCGUUAAGCGUUAACCAGAAUGCAAAAACAAAAAAUAUACACAGGAAAAUUCAAAAAGAAUGCAAUAUUAUACACAGAGGAAAUUUGUGUGGAAAUUUCCGCAUAAUAUGAUGGCGGAAAGGGAAGCGGAAAAGGAGUUUUCGAAGCUUUUUUUUUCAUUUGACACGAUUUUUGUACUCGAGAGCUUUAAACAAGUUUAGCAACAUUGCGAUUUUAAUUAAUUUAAUAACAAAGGAACAACAUAAACAAAAACAAACAUGAAUUUUCUAUGCUUUCCCCUUGAAUUUCGUGAUUUUUUUUUAUAUAUUGAGAAAACAAACAAAAUAAAACAAAACAAAAGACAAUGACGACAAUUUGUAAGUCAACAGAUGCCUAAACUGACUGACUGAAAAAAAAAAACAAAAUAAAACAACAACAACAAAA